AUGGACACUUACCCCUACCCCUACCGCCCCCUCUCCCUCAGCGAGGUCGUCGCCAUAUCCUUCGUGGCGCUUCUGAUCAUCGGGCCCCUGUCGGUUGUCUUUGCGGCCGUGCUGAUCUGUCCCGACGACUGCUGCGGGGUGCGGCGGCGGCGGUUGCGCCAGCGGACGCUGGAUCGGUGGAGGGAGGAGGCGGGGCUUGUGCGGUACCGGCAUGGGCUGGGGCAUGGACAUGAUCGGGGUUUUGGUGGUAGUCGUAGUCGUAGCAGUAGCCGUAGCCGCGAGUUACAUGAGGAGCAUCAGGGGCAUCAGGGGCGCUAUGGGGAUGCUCAACGGGAGGACGGCAGUAGGAGUGGUGAUGCUAGGCAUGCGAGUUACGAGACUCGUGAGAACCUAAACGAUUCUGCCGAGGGCAGCAGUAUGAGCAGAAGCAUGAGCCAAGGUGGCACGAGGGAGGCGGAUUCAGGCUAUGACUCUGGCGAUGAGCUGACGACCGGUGACUCGGAUGGUUAUGGGUCGUCUUUGAGCUCGCCGGUGCGGGAUCCGCCGGGGCGGCCGAUAUACGUGAUUCCCGAGGAGGAGAUGCGCGGUUGGAUGAUUGGACCUAGUGGUUCGCGAGAGGGUCGUGUGAGGGGGGUUAUUGGGUCGGAGAUGGCGGUUUCGCUGUCUGGAGGGGGUGGGAGUAGGAGUGACGGCGACGGUGACGGUGACGGUGAGAAGGGGGAGGUGUCGGUUGUCAGGCCGGCUAGUGUUUAG
Molecule: messenger RNA, 753 nt
Organism: Anthostomella pinea
Lineage: Eukaryota; Fungi; Ascomycota; Sordariomycetes; Xylariales; Xylariaceae
Source: the annotation of a GenBank genome assembly